UCGGUGCCAGGUCAUAAAAUCUAAAAAAAAAAAUUGUGCCGUAAUUUUUAUAGUUUGACAAAUGACACUUGACAGAUCUCCCUAAAAGUUCUUUUUCAUGGCUGUUUGUGAUCGCAGGUAGUCGCAGUCAUGAAGCUGAACGUUUCAUUCCCGGCAACGGGAUGUCAAAAGUUAUUUGAAGUUGUUGAUGAGCAUAAGCUCCGUAUCUUCUAUGAAAAGCGCAUGGGCGCUGAGGUGGAAGCGGAUCAGCUAGGUGAUGAAUGGAAGGGAUACAUUCUUCGUAUCGCCGGUGGUAAUGACAAGCAGGGAUUUCCCAUGAAACAGGGUGUCCUGACCAACAGCCGUGUGCGCCUGUUGAUGUCUAAGGGUCAUUCAUGCUACAGGCCUCGUCGAGAUGGUGAGAGGAAACGUAAAUCAGUACGUGGAUGCAUUGUUGAUGCUAAUCUCUCUGUACUGGCUCUAGUUAUUGUCCGAAAAGGUGCUCAGGAAAUUCCUGGACUUACUGAUGGGCAAGUGCCACGUCGUCUUGGGCCAAAGAGAGCAUCCAAGAUCCGUAAACUCUUCAAUUUGACUAAACAAGAUGAUGUCCGUCGUUAUGUUGUCAAAAGGCUACUGCCAGCAAAAGAAGGAAAGGAAAAUGCAAAACCAAGAUACAAGGCCCCCAAGAUCCAACGGCUAGUGACCCCUGUGGUACUACAGCGCAGACGCCAUCGCUUGGCACUCAAGAAGAAACGUGUGGUCAAACGUAAGGCUGCUGAAGCUGAUUAUGCCAAACUGCUGGCUCAAAGAAAGAAGGAAUCAAAGGUCCGCCGCCAAGAAGAACUUAAACGUAGGCGUUCAGCUUCAAUUCGGGACUCCAAGAGCUCAAGCACGAGUGCGCAAAAGUGAAUAGACUUUAUAAAUAAACCCUAUCCCUAAAAUA
This is a messenger RNA of Leptidea sinapis, 922 nucleotides long. It is a transcript of the gene RpS6, whose product is annotated as 40S ribosomal protein S6. NCBI's taxonomy places the organism in Eukaryota, Metazoa, Arthropoda, Insecta, Lepidoptera, Pieridae. The coding region runs from base 130 to 888 and encodes 252 amino acids. The record is from RefSeq and is a predicted model, not a curated record. Gene Ontology annotation, molecular function: structural constituent of ribosome. The transcript is spliced from 6 exons. Gene Ontology annotation, biological process: translation. Gene Ontology annotation, cellular component: ribosome.